Gongylonema pulchrum is the source of this 405-nucleotide messenger RNA. The record is from the annotation of a GenBank genome assembly. NCBI's taxonomy places the organism in Eukaryota, Metazoa, Nematoda, Chromadorea, Rhabditida, Gongylonematidae.
AUGGAGUUGUUAAUGAGUAUAAUGCUGAUGGCUGUAGAGCGAACUCUAACGCUAUUUUUCCCGCAUCGGCCAGUGUUCAGUCGAUGGCACACGUUAACAUUUGUUGCUGUUUUAUGGAUAAUAAGUAUAUGCUUUGCAGUGCCUAUCCUUACUGAUUCGAUCCCUGUAAAGCCUUUCAAAUAUCGAUACAUCUGUGAUAUUGACAGCGGAGUGCCGAUAUUAUAUCCAAUAACGCGCAUUUUGGUUUAUGGUGGCUGCUUGUUUAUUUCAUUUAUCUGUUUUGGUGCGCUCUUGUCGCGCGGCAAUCAGCGCAAGGCGCGAUCUUUACCAAUGAAACCGCAUGAAAACUCGGAGUUUAUCAAGCAGUCCCGUGCACUGCAUGAGUUCCUCAGCCUUGUCAAGCUA